AUGUCAGCUACUACCGGAGCCACUGCGACAAGAACUACGUCCCUUGCAGCCACGGCUCGCAAUACCAAACCUACUCCAUCGCUUUGGGACACUGCGAAUUCGAAACUGGACAUCAAAUCACGGAAAAGCCUCGCAUCCGUCAACGUAGGAAACGGCCGUGUGAUUGAUGCCGUGUCAAAGGAGGCGGUUAUUCAGCAGAGAGCCCUCUCCGCGAAGAGAUGGAAAGCAACUUUCGGUGGCAAAGAGGUCAUAUUGCGCGACGUUCUUGCAAAGAUUAUUCGAUGGGUAGACCAUUUUAAAGCUGUGGGUGAUAUCGCCGUACAAUUUAAUUCGGGAGCCGCCAGUUUGCCUUGGGCAGCUGUUCGAUUCUUGUUGCAAGUUGCCGUCAACGACAAGCAGUAUCUAGAAGCUACGAUCGAGGGGGUUGAGAUGGUCACUCAGAAAGUUGCUACAUACGCUGCUAUGGAAGACCUGUACAUGGACUCGGACUUCCAGCUUCAUACCCAGAUCCGCAGCAAGGUCCUCGGACUCUACGUCCACAUUCUGAGCUUUCUUGCAGAGAGCAUACAGUAUUUCAAAACCAACAUGCCCAGCCGUACAGCAAAAGGCGCAUUCUCGACUAACCAGGGCGAGAGACUUCGGCAGAUAGCUAAGCAUGACACCGAAAUUCGACAACUAGCCAAGAUGUGCGACUCACACGUCCAGCGGCUUAUACGAACGGACGUCAUGCGGAUCGAUGAGAACAUCAUGACUUCGCUAAAAGCACAAUCGUUCCGCGACUUCAUCGCAUGGCUAUCAUUGACACCAUACAGAGAGCAUCACACCCGUCAUUCCAAGCACCGCUUACGCGGCACUACUCAAUGGCUUACGAACGAUCCCCGUUAUGUCGACUGGAAGAGCACUGCAUCUUCAUCGCUCUUAUGGCUUCGCGGUAUUCUGGGCUCUGGGAAAACCAAUCUGAUCUCUGCAGUGAUUGAUGAUUCACUGCAUGGUAACAAUGUGCAAACACCAGUUUUGUAUUAUUACUGCGGCGACACCAAGAGUUACGGCGGCAGAAGCGACGCGAAGGACGUGAUGCGGAGUCUGUUGAGACAACUCACUGUCAAGAACGAAGAGACCUUUGAGAUCGUCGAGCAAGUUCACCUGGAGUUCAGGCGGAGACAGGCAAGAGGAAAUGUUGGCAUGGGGGAUGUGGACAAACUUGAGCCACACGAAUGCACACACUGGAUAGCCGAACUCCUCCAAAGCGAUGAGGUAAUCAUCAUAAUUGAUGCCAUCGAUGAGAUCGACGUCACGGAUAGGCAUCAUCUUCUCAAAGAGCUCAUAGCGCUUCGAGACGAUUCGAGCCGUAUUACGAAGAUGCUGCUUUCCAGCAGAGAUGACACGAACCUUACGCAAUGGCUAGAAGGGGCACCAGAAUUGCGCUUACAAGCAUCGCUCACUGAAGCUGACAUGGAACAUUUCAUCAGACAUUGCGUUUCGACAGCAGUCGACAACAAACAUCUUCUUGAUGGUAGGGUAGACCCUACCUUUCAAUCAGAAAUAGAAUAUUAUCUCCUCGACCGAGCAGGUGGAAUGUUUCGAUGGGUGGAGCUCCAAUUGAAGCACUUCUGCGACCUGAAGGCUGAAUCCAGUAUCAAGCACACGAUGUCAGAUCCUGCUGGAGCUUCCAUUCAUACCGUCAAUCAGCUGUAUGCUACAAUAUUUGAUGGAAUUCUCAAGACGGAUCCUGUGGCAUACGAAAUAGCAGCACAAACCUUCCGGCUGAUGCUGUGUCUGCACGAGAUCAUAUCUCCUCUGGCACUACUUUCUGCAGCAUCCAUCACACGCGAUGGGUCGAAGAACUCUUUGGAGCUUUCGGAUCUACUCAGAAUCUGCUCCCAUCUGGUAGUUCUCGAUGAUGAGCUCGACACGAUCCGAUUCGCUCAUGCUUCCGUUCAAGAAUACUUGUCGCGUCUCCCAGAAUUCAGCAUGAUGGAUGCCAACAGCGCAGCCGCUUCGAGUUGUCUUAUCAGAUGUAUCGACAGUCCGCUCUCCGAUCUGACCCUCGGUGUUCAACCUUCUGCCGAUUUCGACGUGUAUGCAGCAAUGUACUGGCCGCUUCACUACAAUGCCGCGAGCGAAAAGGAUCGUAGUGGUCAUCUAGGGGAUACUUUGAGGGAAUUCAUGUUCUCUGAUCAAGAGCUCAUGCCACCUUUUCCAUGCUGGAUCGAAACAGUAGACGACAUCGUAAAGACGCUAUCGGGGCCACACAUACGUCGCUCAGACCUGACCGCUAUCGUGAGCGAAAGCGCCACGCCGUUCUUCACUGCCUGCAUCUACGGAUUAGAAUUUGCUAUCGGGGUUCUGUCUGGAACGUCAUCCUUUGAUGUGAAUAUGAAGAAUGCGCAUGGAAAUACUGGGCUUUACCUAGCCUCGUCUGCGGGUCAAGUCCGGGUGGUGGAGGAUCUACUGAAGCUAGGCGCUGACAUCGCAAUCGAAGGUGGGCGUCACACAACUCCACUUCAAGCUGCAUGUGCCAACGGCCAUGGAGACGUUGUGCAGUUCAUCAUUGAUGUCUCAUCUCAGAACCUCACAAACGAGAUGAUUACCUCGGCCAUGCAUGCAGCUUUACGUAAUGGCCAUGAGGACAUCGCAGUAAUGCUUCUGAAGAAACGUGCUUUGCCUAUGUCGCAAGACAUCCUUGACCAGGUGUUUGAAACUGCUGCAGGCAUGGGUUUCAUAGAACUCAUGGCCCACUUGCAGCGCACAUCACAGUCGCUGAGCAGAAACAAGAAAUUGGCAAUCGGAGGCGCGGAAAAGACUUUCCAUGAUGAUAAGAUUGAGCGGUUUGAAACGUACUACAAAACCAAGGCACUGCCUGAUGACGCAACCGCAACAGCUGCAUUCUAUGGCCAGAACAAGAUUAUCGAAUUCUGUCUCAACAAGGGUCUCGAUAUUGAGCAUGAAGGACCGUUCGGAACACCACUUCGUGCGGCGAGCUUGAUGGGCCAUGGAGCAACUGUGCGGUUGCUUCUUGACAGAGAUGCGAUAGUUAGUUCGAAUGGAUCAUUCGGUGACGCGCUCCAAGCGGCCUCAAUGAGAGGACACUUGUCAAUAACCACAAUGCUGAUAAGAAGUGGGGCGGCUGUCGACAACUCUGGUGGUUACUACGGCAAUGCGCUACAAGCAGCCACGUAUCGCGGCCACAUCGACGUUGUAGAGGCCCUUCUUGCAGCAGGCGCUUCUAUCAGCCAAAAAGGCUUGUUCAGUGAUGCGCUAAGUGCUGCGGUGUCAGCGGGCAAUCAGUCCAUCGCGAACUUGCUUCUACGAAGGGGCUAUCAAAGCACAUCCCUCCUGGAUGAUGAUGAGAUCAUGCGCAUGACAUCCGCUAAUUCUGAGGCGCCUUCCCCAACGCACGUUGAUCUUCUAUCAACACUCAAUUCGACACAUCAUUCUGAGCGCAGUCUGCACACAGAUCGAGCAAACGUGGUUGAAGGACGGGAUCUCAGCUUUGGCGCGGCAUACGAGAGCAUCCAUAACGGUAUUGGAGUCGAACACGCCACAGAACUCGCAGAUCUUAAGCACCAUGAACGGUUUGGAUCUCAUUCUCUGCUCGUUGCCAUAGCGGCUGGCCAAGAGUCUAUCGUCCGCAGUAUGUUGGAUUAUCGCUCCGCCAUUCGGCUUUCGUUAUACAAUAUCGGGGUUGGACUGAAGGUGGCUUCUGCGGCUGGUCAACUCGGUAUCGUUGACAAUAUUCUGGGUACACCAGAUCUACCAGGAAAACACAUUCCACGGGCAUUGGAGCGCGCAGCUUGGUAUGGGCAUGUUGCCGUCAUAAAGCGGCUUCUCGAAUGUGAGGAAGCAUACGGUCCCCCACCAUCCAGUCAUUAUGCCCCGUUCACUCCAAUGGAAUAUGAGCAACCUAUGAGAGCGAAACGUGACAGGAAGAUAAGUCAAUGGUCAGACAAGAAUUCCGGUGACAAGAAGGAGAGCCGAUGGUCGGACUAUUUUUGCCUUUCUCGCAAAGUGGUUGAGACGAAUGAAACGGCUGAUAACGGUCAUGUCAUGAGGAUUCUUCUACUAGGUUGUCGAGGUAACGCACCAGACACAGUGGAGCUUGCACUACAAUUGGCACCGGAAUCCGGCCUACAGAAUCUAUUUCCAAUCGCUCUAGCUUUCACAAUUGAGUGCGAUAGCGAACGAGCAUUGGAAGUACUCUUUCGACAUUAUCCUUCAAUCGACACGAUCGCGCUGAAAAGUGCUUGUGCUCAAGCGGAAGAAGACAGAUCUCUUCGUGUGCUCUACGUCCUCUUACAACACAACAGCGAUCACGGGUACCAAGUGCAAAAUUACUGGGAUAUUUACGACGGUGCAGCUAAGACCAAACACAACGACCUCAUCUGUUAUCUUAAUACCCAACCGCCGUACUACCGAGACGACUUGUUGUUCGCACAGACAUUUGUUGAAGCUGCGCGGCGAGGCUACGUCUCCGCAAUGAAGGCUUGGGAAAAACAAUUGCUUCAAUCCAUCAAUCAUGAGCUUUUGCUAUCGCAGGCUCUGGACCAAGCAUGUGCAAACGGACAUGUUGUGGUGGCAUCAUAUCUCAUUGAACUCGGGGUGGACGUCAACGCAAUUACCGACAAGCCUAUACCGUGUCCCAGCUUUGUCGAUAAUCACUCCAUGCCUUGGCAUAUCUACAAAGUUACUACGAAUGAAGUCUGGCCAAGGACAGCAUUACAGGCCUGUCUUCAAGCCACGCCGCAAUAUGACCGGAUCUGUGGAAUUUCCACAAAAAGACUGAAGAAUUUCAAAGACAAUAAACGGGAAUUUCUUAGCAAGCAGCAAGCCUUAAUCAAAUUGCUGUUGCGCGAGCAUGCAAACGUCAAUGUCGUGGACAGCCUUGGGCGAAACACUUUACAUUCCGCGGCUGCACUUUGUCCCGUGGAAACGGUCCGCAUGAUAUUAGCGAGUGGUGCAGCGAUUGAUAUACCUGACAAGGACCACAAAACGCCUUUGAUCUACGCUGCAUGGAGAGAACUUGACUCAUUCACCGUUCUGAAUGUUUUGACUGGAGCUCAGGAAGAGGCCAAGCCACCAGUGACCCACACCUCUCCAACCGUACUUUUAGAUGCGGCACUUUCAGUGUUCAAGGACGGUUUCGUCGAGUCUGAUACUGUUCGCCAAGUGUUAACUACCGGUUCAGGAGCUGUCAUUCGGUACCUUCUGCAAUCGCAAACUGGCCUACAAGCCACAGCGACUGGAUUCACUCUCCUGCUCCAAAUGGCGUCAGCGGACGGUGAUUUCGAGUUCGUGAGAUUGCUCAUAGACCGAGAUGUCGAUUUUAAGGCUGUAGGUCACUACUAUGGAACUGCUUUACAUGCUGCUGCUCGGUUCGGUCACCUGGACUGCGUCAAACUUCUUGUAGAAGCUGGCACCGAGAUUGCCUCGACCGCGGGUAACUUCCGAUGGACUCCACUACGUGCCGCAGUGGAAGGCCAACACUUAGCGAUCGUGCAAUGUUUGCUCGACUGGGGUGCGAUGCAAUCGUCAAACGAUUCCAUCGAUCAAGGGUCGGCGCAAUCCAAUGAGAAUUACGCAACGCUGACUUUCGCCUGUCGUAGUGGCAGUGUCGAUCUAGUAAAAUUGCUGCUUGCAUUCUCGGAACCAAACAGACCGAUGCCAGACCAGACAGAGAUACUGCGUACUGGAUUUGUGGAUAUAUCUAGCGCGCUACACAUCGCCUGUGAACAUGGCCAUGUGGAAGUUGCCGCACUGUUGAUCGAAUAUGGGGCAGACGUUGAAGAGGAGUCAGGUCGGUCCUUGACUCCACUGAGAACUGCUGCUAUUGCUGGAGAUCUCGGAAUGAUGGAACUCCUACUGACCGCGGGAGCUACUUUGUACGAUGCUGGACGAGACGUCAACAUCCUGAGGACACUUGUCGUAGAAGAGAAGCCAAAGGAUAUCAUCGACUAUGUUCUUACUCGUUUGCUAGAUACGGACGACUUCACAAACGCUUGUACGGAGGCCCCAGCAUAUAUGCGCGCUUGGCAAGAAGACGGCAAAUUUGUUAUCCAUGUGGAAACCAUGCAAAGUUCCGAAAGACUGCUGGCGAACCUUGCAGCCCUAGGUGCUCAAAAAAGUAUUGAGAUGAUGAUGGGAAGCUCGAUCGACAUGGCCAACGUGAGACCUCCGGUGCUUCAGGCAGCAGCCUACUUCCAGAGCUACAACGUUCUUUUCGAGCUCUUGCCGAUGGUGGUCAUCCCGCAACCCUUACCAUUGGAUUACCAGUCUCCAGUCUACGCCAUGCUAGAAGGCCUCAUGCCCAUACAAUUGAAGACAGACAGGUUCCACAAGAAUUUAUGCUGCGAGGCUUGGGCCAGAGAUUCCUUCUUGUACUCUUGGCUUCCCGGCCGGUCAGCCAAGGAUUGUGCAUGCAGUAAUGCCCGCGCUGCUGCCAGUGAGGCUAUAUUGAAGCUUGCGCAGGUUGACAAAAGCCAUAUUUGCGCAUCAGCUGGCAUUCUACACCUAGCUUCUUACCUGGGAAUGCUACAAGUUGUCCAAGUAUGUCUCGAUCUCGGCGUCGAAAUUGACCAGCGUCACGAAUCAUUCGGGUCCGCGUUGAUUGCUGCAAUCGAAGGUGGUAGCUCGGAGGUAGUUACGUUGCUGCUACAGCGCGACAUUGACGUCAACACGACAUCUGAUGACCCUGGAACCUCUCUCUACCCUACAUGCCAGACGCGAGAUAUGUAUGGACGACGAGUUGUGGAGUUCAAAACUCCCGGCACUGGAACAGCCUUGCAUAGAGUCUGUCAGAACGGUGAUCGCGAAAUGGCCGAAGUACUUCUCCAACAUGGUGCUCAAGUCAAUGUGUUGAUCCCCGGAAAGGGAACACCUAUGCACGUUGCUUGCGAAAAGAGAGACGAAGAAUUACUCAAACUACUUUUCACAUACGGUGCCAACGUUGACAUCAUCUCACCUAAUUUGGGAUCAGCCUUGCAUGUAACAUGCAAAUCUGGCAACGCUGGCUUGGCCAAGAUACUUCUACAACAUGGCGCGAACGUUAACGUGUUCUCGUCGAAUCAUGGAACACCUCUAUAUGCUGCAUGUGCAGAACAUGGAGAUGAUGCAACGAUACGACUACUACUAAAGCAUGGAGCGGACGUCAACUCGAAGGGAAGCAAGGGAGAAACCCCACUCACAUCAAUCUUGUCGCGGGAAGGAUACCCCUCCGAGCGAUUGAUAGAAUCGCUUCUCAGCACUGAGCAGCACGUAGAAGCCACUGAAAACGAUUUGGAUCGAUUAGUGACCAGGUACUCGGAAUGUGCGAUUCAAAUGUGCAAGCGGGUACUAGCAGGCAAUACGCAUCUGAAGCCUACGAUCGAGACCAUUCGAUUGUUGAUCGCUGACCUUCGAUAUCGCGAUUCAGAAAUACUUCGUCUGCUUCUUGCAAGAGCGCCACAUCUCACGAUCACAUUGGACAUAGUCAAGCAGGCUAAGAGUCUUGAAAGUUUUGAGCUUCUGACAAGACACGGAUCUUGUAUCGAGAUCACAGCAGACUUAAUGCGAAGUUUCCUGGAUCCGCUCGAGCUGAAUUUGAUAAAGUACUCCGUACAGUCUGCGCCCGAAAUCAGGCCACCACCCGCUGUCGUCACAGCGAUCAGAGCCAUUUUAGACCGACCGGAGCCUAAGUCUGAUGGAUCUCAUCGAGGAGAUUUGUGGGUGUCCUUCGUGAAACAUUACCAAAGUUGUCAAGAGCCAAUUGCAAAAGAGAUCAUGGAGCUCAUAGUGGCUCGACAUCCUGACGUCGAAUCACAUUCUGGCACAGCAUGUGCUGCGUGA
Alternaria postmessia is the source of this 7821-nucleotide messenger RNA. RefSeq lists its product as uncharacterized. Gene Ontology annotation, molecular function: protein binding. Lineage: Eukaryota; Fungi; Ascomycota; Dothideomycetes; Pleosporales; Pleosporaceae. The coding region runs from base 1 to 7821 and encodes 2606 amino acids. The record is from RefSeq and is a predicted model, not a curated record. The transcript is spliced from 3 exons.